Molecule: messenger RNA, 3027 nt
Organism: Pantherophis guttatus
Lineage: Eukaryota; Metazoa; Chordata; Lepidosauria; Squamata; Colubridae
Gene: REPIN1
Product: replication initiator 1
Biological process (GO): regulation of transcription by RNA polymerase II
Cellular component (GO): nucleus
Molecular function (GO): RNA polymerase II cis-regulatory region sequence-specific DNA binding; DNA-binding transcription activator activity, RNA polymerase II-specific
Source: RefSeq, a predicted model, not a curated record
CCUGGAAAAACUACACUUCCCGGCGUGCAGCUGUUUGUUACCUCCUCCUCCUCCUCCUCGGAGUGUAAAUCUUGCAAGGCUAACAAAAGAGCAACCGGCUAAGCAAGCAGCAGCAUCAGGACCAGCGAACCGGGGUCCGCAAUACGGAGCCGCACUCUUCUCCAUCCUUCCAAGACCGCCCCGCGGAAGAGUGUGUGGGGGGGGGAAUAAGAGCCAUGGCCGGAGGGACCCCCGCGCAGGUGCUGGCGGCCUUCGGGGAUGUGGCGAUCUGCUUCUCAGCGGAGGAAUGGGCAGAGCUGGAUGGAUGGCAGAAGGACCUCUAUCGUGAAGUCAUGGCCGAGAACUUCCAGCUGGUCUCCUCGCUGGAAUGUCUACUGGCCAUCCCUGAACUCUUGUCCCAGCUGGCACGAGGAGAGGUGUCCCAGAUCGGUGCCAGGCCACCUCCGGGGCAAGAUGGGGAGUGCCAAGUUGUGAGACCGGAGCAGGAGGCGAAAAGCACCGAGGGGUUGCAAGGGCCUUCUGAGCAGGCGAAGAAGGCCAGCGCCCACCAUCCCUCUACGCCGGGAAAGAAGCCCAAACGGCCAGUUUCGCAGGCUGGAAGAAAGGAGCCCCCUGCGGGUGAAGGAGAGGGCAUCCCGGAGCCGAAGCCCAGACCUCGGAAGCGGGAGAAACCCUACAAGUGCCCCAAAUGUCGAAGAAGCUUCCUGGGACGUGUCGCCUUGGCUGCCCACCGGCGUCUCCACGUCCGUAAGUGGCCCCGGGUCAUCCCCCAGGCAGCUGGACACUCCCCGCAUGCCCCAGAGCUGGCCGGGCCCCAGGAGGGCGAGAUGGGCACUGGGGCCAGCCCCUUCCCCAGCAGCCAGGGCGAGGGCACACUGCCCUUCUGGCCAGAGAUGGCUUUGCACCAGCAGGGUCCACCAGCCGCCAGCUUCAACCCGUGGGCUCUUGGAUAUGGGCCGCAGCCGCUGCCCGGCCACCAGGCACCCGGGCUGCCAAGCAACGGGGAGUUUAUCUGCGACCAGUGUGGGUGGAGCUUCCAUGGCUGGGAGGAGCUGGUCACCCACCAGAUGGCUCACAUGGCAGCUGAGGGCAUCGCAGGCUCGGUGCCUAAGGCGGAGGCGUUGGCACACCUGGCCACUGACCGGCCGUACGCCUGCACGCAGUGCGGCAAGAGCUUCCGGCACAAGCCCAACCUGCUGGCCCACCGGCAGGUGCACACAGGCGAACGGCGUUAUCAGUGUCAGGAGUGCGGCAAGUCCUUCGGCAGCAAGGCAUACCUGGCCUCCCACCAGCACAUCCACACCGGCGAGAAGCCAUACGUCUGCGCCCAGUGCGGCAAGAGCUUCCGCCACAAGCCCAACCUCAUCUCCCACCAGAAAAUCCACUCGCGGGAACCCCUCGCCCACAGCAGCCCGCACCCUCUCGAGGCCUUCAACGGGGAAGCAUUUGCCAGCCAGCAGCGUCCGGUGCCUGAGUCUCUAGGUCUGGAUGCCUUCCAGCCUGUCCGCCUUGCUGCCGACAUGCUCCUGCCUUGCGCCCGGGGCACCACCCCGCUACCCCAGCUGGCCGGGAUCCUUCCUCCACCCUCGCCCCAGCCGGCGGUGGAUCGUCCCUUCGUCUGCCCGGUGUGCGCCAAGCAAUUCCGUUGCAAGCCGUACCUGGUGGCCCACAUUCGGAUCCACACUGGGGAGAAGCCAUACGCCUGCAGCCGCUGUCCCAAGCGCUUCUCCCAAAAGUCGAACCUAGUCUCGCAUGAGCGCUUGCACACGGGCGAGAAGCCUUACGCCUGCCCGCUCUGUCCGCGCGUCUUCAGCCAAGGCUCCAACAUGCGGGCGCAUCAGCGCAGCCACAGGAACAUGACUGGAGCCGAGGUGGAGGUGGGACUCCGUCCGGGAUACCCAGGCCAACAGAUUCAGCAACCGAAUUAGAGGAGGGGAUGGUCUUUCUGCAGCUGUGCGCCGAGUCUCGGCUUCUCCCCCUCCAACCUCUCUUCCACGUUUUCCUUGGACAAGGGUGCGCACAAAAUCUAUGGAGAAGUCCUUCCUGCCUCCAAGGGCUGUCCCUGACACCCUGGAGGCCAGCAGAAGGUGCCUUAGUUUUCUUCUGGGGGGAUGUGAGAGGGACCCCAACACCUGGCACCGUGCCCUGGGUCUCCAAGAACUGAGGAGAGGCUGGCAAGGAGACAACGACUGCUUUUUAGGAUUUUGCUGGCGUUGAAACUCGGGAGCUACGUCGCGGCGUGCGGGAAGUUUUCAGAAUACAGAACGACCGAGUUGGAAGGACCUUGGAGUGGUCUUCUAAACCAACCCUCUGCCCAAGUAGGAGACUCUAUCAGGUUCCAGAUGGAUAGCUGUCCUGUUAUCUUCAGAGGUGGAGCAAAAUUGGGGUGAACAUCCGUAGGCAGAAUUGUUCCCGAAAGAGUCCCAGGUAGAGGGGUGCACAGUGGGUGGAGAAUUGGCUUAUCCCCUCCCUCACGACAUUAACUCUUCUUCGGUCUCCAAGGGCCGUCCCUCGGGGAGGGAAAAGGGGAAAAAAAAGUAGGGCAGUUUCCACAAAUGAUUCCCUCCCACCCUAGUGAGAUCAGUACAGGGACCUCAGUUUCACCAUGAUCUACGGGACACCAACAACAACGACGGGCAAAACGUACGGCUUAAAAAGGCGAGCAGGGGAUCGUCCCUGCGGGGACAAAGGAGGGUCUUCUGGUCCAUCUCCAAGGCCCCUGAAGAUCCCUGGAGACCCUUCUGGAUCUCUGUGGGAGAGCUGCGUCGUUCGAGUCCCUGCACGCGAUGAAGGCUGGCCGCGUCGCGCCACACUCUUGCUCUUGUUAUUUCCCUAUUUAUAGAAAGAGUAGAAUUUGGGUUGUUGGAAAGAGGUGAGAAGAGGCCGGAUUGCCUGCUUCCAAUUCCUGACGUCCGUCAACAGCCGCGAGGCUAGCUCUGUGCUGGAAAACGAUGCGUUAGUUCACGUUUCCACCAAUUUCCUACUGUAUACUCUUAAAAAAUAACAUAAAUAAAGAGGUAGAUGUUA